AUGUAUAAUGUCCCAUGCCCCGUUUAUGCUUAUGUCCCUGCCUUUUAUGACCCUUCCAUGGUCCUAGAUUCCUCUUCGGGGUAUCGAGGACCAGUUCCGAUUGUUUUGCCUCAGGCAAAUUUGGUCGCGGAGGCUGGUUUGGCCUCAAAUUUGAUUUUAGGCGGGAUUGGACGGGUCCAAAGUGGCAGGAUCCAGAAGAAGGAGAAGAAGUUCGCCCGAACCAAGUGGUCGGCGGCCCAGGAGAAGACGCUGGCCGAGGCGUUCGCGGAGAGUCAAGACAUUGGCUCGCGAAUGUCGGAGCUGGUGGACUCAACUGGGCUGCCGGAGAAGACCAUCAAGGUCUACUUCGCCAACCACCGGGCGCGAUGUAAGAAGAGCCAGAAGGAGGAGAAGCCACGCAAGCCAGGGCGCCCACGUAAGUUGACGGAGGUAAGUGAGGGAUACGGGAGUUUAGAGGGCUCCCCCGACUUUGCAGGUGGCUUGGAGCAAGUGCAAUAUAUGAACCAUGGAUAUUCAAGUCAAAACUUGAAUAUCCAUGGUCAAUAUAAUACACCUGUUCAAAACCAGGCUCAAUUCGCCUCGGGCAAUUAUUACUGCCAACCACAAAAUGGUUACAGUAAUCCGGUGGAAUUUGCGGAGUACAGUGACCCAUCAGCGAAUUAUUAUCCGCAGAUGGCCUACUGUACUCCACAAAUCCCGCAGGAGUACUGCAACAAUUUUGUGACUGGAGAUAAUAUGCCCUCGGGGCAAAUUGAGCAAAGUCCGAGUUCGGAGGCUCCAUUGGAGCAGUCGAACAAGGACUUCCUGCAAAAUGCCAUGCAAAUUGCUGGCAUUGAAUCGGCGGAGGAGACGCAACCUGCGCCCCAGAGUUCGGAGGCGCAAACUGCGCCCGAGGACAAUUGGGACGAGGUUUUAGAAGGGUUUGAAAAUUAUUGA
Molecule: messenger RNA, 936 nt
Organism: Bursaphelenchus xylophilus (pine wood nematode)
Lineage: Eukaryota; Metazoa; Nematoda; Chromadorea; Rhabditida; Aphelenchoididae
Source: the annotation of a GenBank genome assembly